AUGGCCCCUGUACGUCCACGUACAUCAAGAAGGACAGUGGCUACAAUCCCCACGACGCUCCGUCACAAGCUACAUCUUGUUGAGAAGUGCACCGAUGAGGAGAUGGCAGCGCAUCUCGAAGAUUUCAAAGAGUGGGUUUGGCCCAAGGGAGAUCUCUAUGCGUACAUCGGAGUACUCAAUAGAUUGGAUGGCACGCUCGAGAAGAUUACAAAUGACUUUAAUUUGAAAUCUGCUGGCUACGGUGUGCAGGAUAAGCUCUUUGACGCAUCCUCUAAGAGGCUUAUCAACGCUGUCCUUAGAUUUCUCAAGCUUCUCAUCGAUAAUUGCUCCAAUAGAAAGAUAUUUAAUUCGGUGGAGCAUUUAGACGCUCUCAUUUUAACAAACGAUGUCGAGGUGCUUUCCAACAAUCUCAAACUUAUUCUGUCUAUUCAAGCUCACCAUCGCAACGCUCUCCAGCUCAACAGCAAGGCUCUGCUAUCAGUGGCGUGGAACUGGCCAAGUAGCGCCAGUCUCGCUGAUUCCAUUACAACCUCUAUUCCUCCCCUCAAUGACACAGUCUCUUUCCAAUUCUUUGACACCCAGUCGAGAAGUAUUCACUUGGAAAAAGUUGGUGAAAAUCCACUUAGCGACCUCGACCUACACAAGGAGUGCGUUGAUCAGUACAAAAUACCAAAAGACGGCAACUCGAACAACUUUGAUCUAUAUCAUCGCAUCAGAUCCAUCAAGGUUUUUGAUAGCCCUUCCAGACGUCAUUUCAUCGAAUCUAGACUCCUAGCUUUGAGUUUAUAUUUACAGCUCGUUAAAGAAUCUCAAGCUCAACACAAUCUGCUUAUUUAUGAACCAACACUUGUGCAGCAGCUCACCCACCUCCUUCAACUUCCAUUGGACGAUGAGUAUAUCUCAAUCCAAUCCACCUCUCUCAUCUGCCUUGAAUCUUUGGCGCACUACAAGACGCGCGUGAGUGAAGUUCUUAGUUGCUUAAAUGCAGGUGUCAACCAGGGCUUGUUGUUCACCUAUAUUCGCAAUGUCACCAAUAAGUUGUCUCAAUCAUCACCACCAUCACCACAGCUUGUGGACCUUGUGGACAGCAUUUUUUCUAUGAUCAGCCAUCUCUCGACUUCGAAUUCGGGUGGCCAGAUGCUGGUUGGGGCCGGGCUGAUUACAUUGCUUAUCAAUCUCUUCAAAGUCGACAGCUCAACGCUAAUCACAAAGUGUCUUCAACUCCUCGAUGCACUUUUGUACUCAUACCGCAACGCUCUUCCCAUCUUUAUCAACGCCAAUGGACUCACCACACUCGUUGAGAAGAUCCACCACCGAGUUCUUGCGAGUGUAGAGCAUAAGGCAGAGUUGGAAGCGAAGAGUGACAAUGACGAGGACGUUGCAACAACAUUUGGCCGUCUCCCUGUCUCUGAAUCACAAGCAAUGAAAUCGUCGCUACGUUCUAUCUACAGGCUGCUUACAUCCUCAGGUACUGAGGGUGGAAUACGCAAUCUGAUAGACACUACACUUCUGCAGGACAUUCAUCUUAUCCUCGACAACCGCAGAUUCUUCGGUGCAUCGAUCACCUCAUUCGCUCUCAAUAUCAUGGCUACAUUCGUACACAACGAGCCUACAUCCCUCUCAAUCAUACAGGAGGCACAGUUGCCUGCCAAGUUUUACAACAGUAUCGAAGAGUAUAUAGAACCGCAUAUCGAUAUUCUCACUGUUAUCUUCAAUGUCAUCUCAGCUUGCUGUUUGAAUGAGAACGGCUUGAACGAAUUCAUGCAGAGAUCUGAUACGAUUAUUGGUAAGAUAUUCGAAAUGUUCACCUCUGCUACCCAUAUCAAGGUGUUGAGCGAAAAGGAGAAUGCUGUCAACAUUGGAUCGAGUGUCGAUGAACUUAUAAGACACCAACCUUCACUCAAACCUAAGGUAUUGAAUGCCAUCAACGGUCAACUAGAUAGAAUUGCAGAGAUCGGUGGUGCUUUCGACUGCAAUGAAGUCGGCCAGUAUGGUUUGAGCGAGGUGGCGAGAUACAGACUGCUGACCCAGGACGAGCAUUCCAUGGUGGAGAAUGUGCCAAACGAUAAGAGAGAAGAUCCUUUCGCGAUGAAAUGCAUCGAUGUCAUGGCCAGAUUCCUCGAGUCCGUCUUCACAAAUGGUACACACGCAAAAGAAUUUUUGGAUGCAGGUGGAUUGGAAAGACUUGGAAGGUUCUUCGGUCUGCCUUGCUUACCUUACGACUUCUCCAUUAGUCGCGCAUCUGAAGCUAUCGCACAGCUCGGUAGAGUGUUAAUCGAGAUCAAGCCUGAAGUGACGUUAAUGUGGUCAAUGGAGCAAGUUAGAGAGAAGCUCGAAAGCACCAGACACAUUUGGUCUGAAAUGCGCAACAAGUCUCUCUUCAUCAAGAUGAAAGAUCUCAAUGAAUCUGACUACGAGGAAGCAAAUGCUACGUUCAGGAGUUUGAUUGAGUUGUACUCGAGAGUGCAGCUUAUUUCUGAUAUGUUCGCAUCCAUCGGCUUCUUGAAUAUUAGAGUUUCGAAUGGUUUCUUCCUGCCAAAGUUGAACGAGCCUAGAAAUUUAGAAACGUUAAACAUGAUUGGCAUACUCGACAGAAGUCUCACCUGGGAACACCUUUUGCUCAAUGCUGAGGAGAACAAAGAAACUGAAUUUGAUUGGAAGGAGCUGGAGUCAGGUUCCAAGUCGUCAAAUGAGAAGUAUGAGAAGAAUCUAAACAUCAUGAUGAACAACUUAGACCCAACGGUCAACAUAAAGAGUGGAAACAAGUCUGACGAAGAAAAGAAGGCUGAGGAAAGCACCCCUUCCAAGCUCAAUUACAAAUCUUUGUCACAUCUCUCGAUGUACAUUCCUCAGACUGCUACUCCGUUCUACCAAGCUGUUGUCAAGAUGUUCUUGUACAGACGUCAGAGUGACCAGUCGCAUAAGAAGAACUCUGUAAUUACAUCUAAGGCUAUGGCUCAGAUACUCGUUGAUCACCUCCAGUUCACUGGCAACGGAGAUCCACGCCCAAGCUGCGCAUACAUGUGUCAGAUCCUCAAAGCGAUCAAUGCGCUCUUUUUCGAUGAUCGCACAUCACAUAAUCAUCUCCAAACACCUCUGGUAUUCGCUUUCGCUCAACUCGGUGGAGUGCAACUUCUGACCCACAGGCUCGAUCAAAUAAGUGACGAGCUCUCGCACCAGACUAUUACCGAUAACGAGAUUCCAAAGUCUCCGGCUGAGAUGCAACAAUUCAGAAUCUAUCGUAUUUUGGAGAACAUAAUGCCGCUUUUCCAUACUUUUGCUGCCACCAGACCACUCCUCGAAUCCAGUCAAACUGGACCGCUGCAGUUGAGGGAAGCUGACAAGAGCUCGGCAGAGUAUUUCAACUCUAACGACUUCUUGGUCAGAUUAAGAUCGAUCAUUAUGCCAGUUCUUGUUAAGGUAUGCCAAAGUGAAUGGUUAUCCAAGGCACCCCUCGGUCAGCCUACAAGACUGAUUGUGCAGACUUUCCUCAACAUUAUCAAGGCCGAGGGUGAAGCUGCUGAGCCACCAGCUGGACCGCAGGGUAGAUUAGGUAAUCCACCUUCCGAACGUAUUGGUCAUUUGCAGGAUUUGGAGAGAGCUCUUUUUAACAUGCGCUCAUCACCUUUACACAGAAUUUUGGGUGAGGAGCCUCCAACUGAAGCUGCUCAAAGUGAAUCAGAUGCUACGCAGCCAUCUGAGGCACAAACGUCUCAACCUGAAUUACCACCUCCGCCUCAUCCAGCUGCUGAAUCACGUUCGGACGUUGAAAUCAAAGUUAUGGAAGACAUUGAGGGAGUGAUGAAAAUUGAUAGAUUAAACGAAACGUUACUCCAAGAAAUGAUGAGUAUGGACUUUCCAAAAUAUGCUUCGGCUGUUGCGCUGAUGUACAAUGGUGACGACGUUGCUCAAGCUGCUGAAUGGUUAGUGGCAAGACCAGACUACGUCGAUAUAGCUAGGGAGUUUGAACUACGUCAGAAACGCCAAAAAGACGAGGAAAAGAAGGAUUACGAGACAAAGUUAGCCGAAGGUAAAAUUACGCCAAUGAACGAUAAUAUAGAUGCUGUAAAGAGAUCCCUCGAUCAAGCUCGCCAGAAUCUCUACUCUACCAUCCCAAGUAUCUUGCUUAACCUCGCUGAUGCACAUUACGAGAUAGUUUUCGACGUGAAAGAUAUGUUUAAGGAUGACAAAGAAAAGUCAGCUGAGCAGAUCGGUGUCAAGACUCUUCUCGACGAGGUUGAGACGCUAGAUGCAAAGGAUCGUCAGUGCGAAGGCAAGCUCUACGUUCGUUGGCACUUACUCUCAGUCAUGAUAUCAGACCAUCAGUUUUCUCAGAAGGAUAACGUUAUCAACCAGCGUGAACGUCUUUUGAACUUGACUUACAAGUCUGGACCAGCUGUGAUAGACAGCCAAACACCUCCCAAGUGGCUGGCUCCAUUUUUAUUAGCUAGUGCUAUAAUGCUGGGAUGUUCAGAAGUCAUCAAGACUGCAGAUGAUCCAACCAAGGUCGGCGAAAACAUUCCUGAAGUUAAGAUUGAGGAGAUUGUCGACACUGGCUCAUUCGAAGAGCAGAAGAAUGCCUUGUUUGAGAUUGCCUUGACAACAUUUAAACGCUCGAAGGAUAAGAACUGGGAACUCAAGAAAGCUGAUCUGAUGGCGGUAUUGCAGGUGCUUACUUUGCUCACUCGCUCAACGCGCUACUCGAAGGACCUUUUCUCUGCUGGUGGUGUGCAAAUGCUCAGCAGUAUAUUCGACGGUCCUCUUGACAAUGCCCGCGGCUCCACACUCUUCUUGAGCUUCAUUAUGAGAAAUUUGAUCGAAGACGACUCUCUCAUCAAGUCAACAAUGCACAACGAGCUUUUGUCGUACUUCGCUUCCUCACCAACAAGAGGUUCAAGCUCAGGGAGCAAGGUCGUUGAUGUAUCGACCUUCACGAAGACCGCGUCACCUCUAGCCUUGCGCGAUACGAAGGCGUUUAUGGAAGUGAUCAAGGAAAACUGCAUGCUUGUGAGUGACUCACCAGCAGCUGGCGUCUUCCACAUCAAGCUGCGUCCAGACGUCGUCCCAGAGCUCAAAUCGAAGUUGGGUGAUAAAAAGGAUGGUGAGCAUUCUGGCCAGCAGCAACGUGGCGAAGACAUGCAGCUGGACGAUAAUUCUCAGGCACCACCCAUGCCAUCAGAGGUUCUCGAAUCUAUCCUUCAAUUCCUGGUUGCUGAGCUCAUGAGGGUCGGCAAGACGGCUAGGAAAUUCGCUUCAUUGGCUGAAAAGACGGAUGAAGAGAAAAAGAAAGAAGGUGAGGAAAAGAAGAACAGCUCAAGUGAGCAACAGCAAGAAGAUCCAGCACAACAGCCUCAAUCCUCCACUUCAGCUGCUUCCGAUCAAGAGAAGAAAGAUGAAAAGAAGGAAGAAAGCACUCCUGAUGGAGCCUUAGAGUACUUCUAUGCGUGUUUCAUCCUCCAAUCUAUCACCGAGAUCUGCGCCAGCUAUCCAUCUUCCAAAGUCAAUCUAGUUAUGACCAAUAAGAAGAAGCAGGGCGGUGGCACACCAUUCAAACCAAAGGUGUCGUUCCUCAACUUUUUGAUCAGCGAGCUCAUUUCCAUGCCAUCGCUCGGCGCACCGAACCAUGACAAUGUCGGUCGCAAGCAAAGAGCGCUAGCUGAAUGGGCAAUUGCAGUCUUUGUCAGCACAUGUAGUGACACUUCACCUUGGACUGACAGCAAAGAAAUUCCAAACGAGGUUGUCCUCUCACGCAAGUUCGUCUUGGAUGUAAUUAGCAAAUUGAUCAAGGACAAUACAUCUGGUGUCACUGAUGAGGAUCUCAGUGUUAGAUACGCUAGACUGACAGCUUUGUCUGAGAUUAUUGCCAGAUUGAUAGACGCAAGGCCUGUUAAUCCUGUUACUGGAAAGUCUUCAACAGAGUCAUCUGUCCACAUGGCUAAAGUGAUGUUGGAGAAAAACUAUGUCACUACCCUUACGCACGCACUUGGUGAUAUAGAUAUCUCUUUCCCACACUCGAAGGUCACCAUCGGCGCCUUGCUCUCCCCACUUGAACGUUUGACCAAAAUUUCGAUCAAGAUGGCCAAGAAUGGGGACAAGAAGGACUCCAACAGCCAGGAUGAGCAAAAUGAAGACGAGGAUGAGGAUGAAGAUGAGGACGAUGACGAUGAGGACAACUCCAGCGAUGAGGAUGAUAUUGGUGCUGAUGAGAUGCGUAAUGCUGACAGAGCUGGUACACCUGAUUUGUACCGCAACUCUGCACUCGGUAUGUACAGUGGAGAAAAUUACGGCGAAGAAAACGAUGGCGAUGAAGACAGCGAAAUGGAUGAAGAAGACUUCGACGAUAUGGAAGUUGAUUUCCAUCAUCAUCAUGGUUCUGGUAACCACUCGGAAUCUUCGGACGAUGAUUCUGGAUCCAGUGACGGUGACUCGGAUGACAUGGAAGAUCAUGACGAGAUAGAGGAGGGAGAAGCUGACGAUUGGAUUGAUGAGGAGGAUGAAGGUGAAGAAGUCGAUUUUGACGAAGAUGCGUAUGACGAGGAGGAAGCGCUUAAUCCAAUCGAGGAAAACCCAUCUAUCUUUGACGAAGCUGAUCCAGUCAUUGAAGCACCAACGCCCGACGAAGAAGAGGCUGAGAGUGUUGCUGAUCCUGAAUUCGACGAUGAUGGUUUGAUUGAUGACGGUUUCUCAGAGACUGAUGAGGACGCGGAGGAAGAAGGUCUGGCGUUCAGAGAUGAGGCGGAUGUUGAGCGCGCUCCCCGCAUAGGCAGUCUUCUCGAUGGCCGUGGUGGCAUGGGAGAGACAACGGCUAUCUUUGGAAGCCCUCUACUCGGCGGUGGAUCAUCAAGAAGACGUAUGUUUGGAGGAGGAUCACAAAGCUUCCUCGGUGGUAAUCGCGAUCGUCUCGAGAGUGACCGCGAGCUCCCUCAACAACCACUGCUCGUUGAUCAAGCACCACCUAGCUCAACGCCAGCAUCUCAAGAUACAGGAAACAGACGCCAGAGCUCCCAACGCUCAGGUGCCCCUAAUCCACUCUUGCAGACCAUUGAGAGCAUGUUCGGUAGAAACGGUUUCCAGAUCAUUGAGCAGCUUCUUCAGCGUGAAACUGGUGGAACAGCAGGAGGGGUGCCAGCUGGAGCACGUGUGCAUCUUGAAUUGCACUCGCCAAAUGGACCAAGCGGCUCUAUUCCAAUUGAGCAACUCACCAACAUGCACUCAAGACGCCAACAAACUCCUCAAACUCAUUCGGCGAACAUCUUGAGCGCUGUCAAUGGUCUAGCGGCUCUGCCUACAUUUAGCAGGUGGUACGAUAGUGCAAAGCUGUUUUAUGGUUCAACAUCCCAAGAGCGUUCAUCCAAAAUCACCAACCAUAUUAUUCUGAUGCUGUUGCCAGCUGCUAGAGAAGCAUCAGCGAAGGCCCGUGCCGAGGAAGCUGAGAAGACGAAGGAACUCGAAGCAAAGACCAAGAAAGAUGAGGAGGACAAAGCUCAGAAGGAGGCUGAAGAGAAAUCUAAGAAGGAGCAAGAGGAGAAAGACGCUCGUGAAAAGCAAGCUCAUGAAGAAGAAAUGAGAGAAGCAGAGCGUCCUCAAGAAGUUCAGUCAGAGGCGCAAGCUGAAAGCCAACCUCAAGCCCAGCAGCAGGAAGAUGUCGAAAUGGCUGAAGAUGCACCAGCAGAACAAGAACAAGAUGCUUCUUCGAGUGCUCCGCAAGAGCGUGUUAGUAUUCAGAUCAAUGGACGUGAUGUCGAUAUCACAAACACUGGCAUAGAUCCAUCCUUUAUGGAGGCCUUGCCAGAUGAUAUGCGUGAGGAGGUUCUCACGCAGCAUCUUCGUGAGCAGAGAAGAGCUGCAAAUUCAGCAGCUGCCCAGAAUCGUACUACUGAAGGCGCCCCACCAGCUGCAGAAGGAAACGAUGAUUCCGAAAUAUCGAUGGAGUUCUUGAAUGCUCUUCCAGCAGAGAUUCGCGCCGAGGUGCUUCAGCAAGAAGCCUUUGAGUCAAUCCAUCGCGGAAGACAACCAGAAGGUGGUAACGAGCGCCGUUCAUCUCAGGUUGGUGCAGUUGGUGCAAUGGGAGAUCCAAGCCCAUUCUUCAACUCCAUAGAACCAAGUAUGAGACAAUUCAUUCUGAUGAACGGCGAAAUGCUCGAUCCUCAACAUGACGGUGAAAGAUCGAUGGGUAGAGCGGAUUUGCAACAAAUACUUGGUGGUAGAAGACCAUCUGGACCACGGGCACCACCAAAGAAGGCCACUGAGAAGCAUCGCCAGAAGGAUGCCAUACAGCUUCUCGACAAGAGCGGAUUGGCCAUCUUGAUACGUUUGCUUUUCUAUCCAAACCUAAUCAAGAAAUCGGUCUUGUUCAAGAUUCUUGCCAAUCUUAUCGAAAACUCUCGCUCUAGAAACGACCUGUUGUUGUUGUUGCUGAACAUCUUGCAAGAAGGUACGGGUGACUUGCCAGCAGUUGAUCGUAGCUUGUCUCAAUUGACUUUGAAAGGAACUAAGCCAUCUGCCUCCACACCUCUUUCAACUCCUACCAGUAAGGUGUCUAGCAAACGCAAGCACACGCAAGAAACGCCAGCUAGUCCAAUAUUGCUGCAGAUCCCUCCAGAGACCAUUCCAAACCUGCUUGCCCAACGUUGCUUCGAGACACUCACUACUCUCGUCUCCAGCAACUCAGCCGCUUCGACAUUCUUCCUCACUGAACACGAUCUCUCAAGCAGCAUGAGGUCGAGACCAUCGAAGAAGAGCAAGGGUAAGGAAAAGCAGACAGUACCAGUUAAGUUCCCGAUCGUGCUGUUGAUGAGUUUGCUUGAUCGCCCAACCGUUUUCAAAACGCAGAUGAUGAUGGAUACGUUUACCACUCUGUUGGCGACGGUCACAAAGCCACUGUCAACGCUUAGGAAGGAUGACAAGAACGAGAAACCAGAAGCUAGUGGUACUCAGGAACAGCAGCAAGAGCAGCCUCAGCAACAGCCAGCUGACGCGAACGUUACACCUCGUCCUAAAGAGAAGGAGGGCGAGAACAAGAAGACCGAAGAUGAGAAGGAGGAUGAGGGACUAAAGACUGCUCCUCAGAUUCCUACUCAUGUUCUCAAAUACGUCGUCAACAUACUUACGAUCGGCGAAUGCACCAGCAAAACGUUCCAGCAGACACUAAGUCUGAUCCAGAACUUGAGCUUUGUACCAGACGCAAAGGAUGUUAUUGCGGCUGAGUUAAAGGUGAAAGCGCAAGACUUUGGUCAGCAGCUCAACGGUGAACUUGUUGAGCUCGGUGAUGCACUCAGAAAUGCAGAAAAGAGCGACGAUGUUUCUGCUGGAACGAUGGAGAAGUUCCUCCCAGCUUCAUCACUGCAGGCGCGUCUGCUUAGAGUGUUGAAGACUGUGGAUUACAUGUUCGGUCAAUCUAGCGAGAUGAGCGAAAAUAGUGAGCAAUCUGGUGAAGAAAGGCCAUCUUCGCUUCGUCAAGUGCUUGGCUCUUUGAUGAGAGAAGAUAUCAACCAGCAACCGCAAACAACUGCUGAGCCACCUGCUGCAACGCAAGAAGAGGCUAAGACAAAUGAGUUGAAGGUGAACGCUAUUUACGAUUCAUUUAACUUUGGUUCUGUGUGGCAAAAACUCUCAGAAAACCUCAAGAUCAUUGAAGAGAAUGAGCAAAUGACACAUAUCGCUACCGUUCUCUUACCUCUCAUCGAGUCACUUAUGGUGGUUUGCAAGUAUGUUAAUCCACAAACAGAAGCACUCAGAACAAAGCGCAUGACGGGAUCACCAGUAUCCCCAUCAGCGAAUGAGAGCAUCGAGGAUAUUUUCAUAGACUUCACAGAGGAGCACAGGAAAAUCAUCAAUAUCAUGGUUCGCAAUAAUCCAGCACUUAUGAGUGGAUCAUUCUCACUUCUCGUACAAAACCCUCGCAUUCUCGAGUUUGACAACAAGAGAAGCUUCUUUAUGCAGCGCCUGAGAGCAAGGAAGCGCGGAGAGACAUAUCCAACUCUGCACGUCAACGUCCGUCGCUCGCACGUUUUCGCAGACUCAUUCCAGUACCUGCAGAGGAAGUCUGGAGAUGAGAUUAAGUAUGGUAAGUUGUCAGUCAAGUUCCACGGAGAAGAGGGUGUCGAUGCAGGUGGAGUUGCCCGUGAAUGGUUCCAAGUACUCGCCCAACAGAUGUUUAAUCCAAAUUACGCACUAUUCCAGCCAUGUGAUGCCGAUAGAUUGACGUAUCAACCAAAUAGAGCGUCGUACGUAAAUGAGCAUCAUUUGGACUUCUUCAAGUUUGUUGGACGUAUCAUUGGUAAAGCUAUCUACGAUGGUAGACUGUUGGAUGCGUACUUUACGAGGUCGUUCUACAAGCAUAUGCUGGGCAGACAGGUAGACUUUAAGGAUUUGGAGAGUGUUGAUUUGAGUUACUACAACUCACUCGUCUGGAUGUUGGAGAAUAGCUUGGAGGGUGUGCUCGAGUUGACGUUCUCGAUCGAGGAUGAUGAGUUCGGUGUAGUGAACAUCAUAGAUUUAAUUCCAAACGGCAGGAACAUACCGGUAACAGACCAGAACAAGAAGGAAUAUGUCAAGCUUGUAACUGAGUUCCGCCUCACGACAGCGAUCGAGAGACAGAUUCAGUGCUUCUUGGAAGGAUUCCACGAGAUAAUACCGAAAGACCUGGUUAAGAUAUUCUCUGAGAACGAAUUGGAGUUGUUAAUUUCUGGUUUACCUGAUAUUGAUGUCGAUGCGUGGAAGAACCAGACAGACUACCAUGGAUUCACACCUUCAGAUCCAGUGAUCGGUUGGUUCUGGAGGGUGCUGAGGUCAUUCGACUCAACACAGAAAGCAUCGUUCUUGCAGUUUGCAACUGGUUCAUCUCGUGUACCGCUCGAAGGAUUUGGUGCACUACAGGGAUCACAAGGCACACAGAGAUUUAACAUUCACAAGGCGUACGGUGCAGAAGAUAGACUGCCUGCUGCACACACAUGCUUCAAUCAACUAGAUUUAGGACCAUAUUCGUCGUACGAGGCACUUCGCAGACAGAUAUUGACGGCAAUCCACGAGGGCAAUACAGGAUUCGGGUUUGCAUGA
Wallemia ichthyophaga EXF-994 is the source of this 11058-nucleotide messenger RNA. RefSeq names its product E3 ubiquitin-protein ligase ptr1. NCBI's taxonomy places the organism in Eukaryota, Fungi, Basidiomycota, Wallemiomycetes, Wallemiales, Wallemiaceae. Bases 1 to 11058 code for a protein of 3685 amino acids. Gene Ontology annotation, molecular function: ubiquitin-protein transferase activity; protein binding. The transcript has 11 exons. The record is from RefSeq and is a predicted model, not a curated record. Gene Ontology annotation, biological process: proteasome-mediated ubiquitin-dependent protein catabolic process; protein polyubiquitination; positive regulation of protein catabolic process.